This is a messenger RNA of Zychaea mexicana, 2014 nucleotides long. RefSeq lists its product as uncharacterized. Gene Ontology annotation, biological process: peptidyl-lysine monomethylation. Gene Ontology annotation, molecular function: protein-lysine N-methyltransferase activity; protein binding. The coding region runs from base 40 to 1710 and encodes 556 amino acids. The record is from RefSeq and is a predicted model, not a curated record. Lineage: Eukaryota; Fungi; Mucoromycota; Mucoromycetes; Mucorales; Lichtheimiaceae. The transcript has 8 exons. Gene Ontology annotation, cellular component: nucleus.
GUACCCAACCUUAAACUCUUAUUGUUUGCUGAUCACAGAAUGUCAGCUCAUUUGGAUCAGUACAUUCACUGGCUCAAAGAAAAUGGCGCCACUUAUGAGAAGCUCGAUUUCAAAGCCGACGCAGAAGGCAUAGGCAGUGUCUAUGCAACCACAAAAGUCAAUAAUGGUGAAUGCUUGGCAACACUUCCAUUUCGAUUGGCCAUCACUGAAAAAGUUGCACGAAACGCGCUCCCUACUUUGAAUCAACACUCGAGUCGCAACGUUGUGGCGCUCUUUCUCGCCCAGCAAAAGAAGCUCGCUGACAAGUCUUUUUACGCACCGUAUUUGAACAUGUUACCAGAGAAAAUAAUGACCGGCUUAUGUUUUGAAGAAAAUGAUAUGCGGUAUCUUGAGAACACAAACCUGUUUCUUGCAAUUGAAGGAAGAAAACAGAAUGUAUUCAAUGAUUUCCAGCGAUUGAUAGGGGAUUCGCCUGAAAGCAAAGACGUUACAUGGGCUGAAUUUUUGUGGGGAUACACCGUCUUAUCGUCCAGAUCGUUUCCAUACUCCUUGAUCGAUCCGGGUUAUGACGGGCCUUCGGAAGUUCUGUUUCCAUUGUUGGACGCUUUGAACCACAAACCGAAUACACAGAUUACAUGGAUGCGCAAUGGGGACGUAGAGAACGGAUCGUUAUCUUUUGUCAUUGGGCAUGAUGUCGCGCCAGGCGAACAGCUAUUCAAUAAUUACGGCCCAAAGUCAAACGAAGAAUUACUGCUCGGUUACGGCUUUUGCUUUGAGGAUAACGAGUACGAUCAUGUUGCCCUCAAGCCAAAUAUAUCUAUGGAUCCCAACGCACAAGCAAAGAUGGAUAUUAUCCGACAAGCAAACGUGGCAUCUUUUUCUGAAGACGAUCCAUUGCUCAACUAUAUCCACCAAAAUAGCAUCCCUGCAUCAUUUUACAAGCUUAUGCGAAUUAUGGUUAUGAACGAGCUAGAGCUUUCGUGCUACCAAAACUGUACCGAUGCAGCCCAGCUAGACUUUGUAGGAUAUCGCAAUGAAAUUGCUAUGCUCAAUACGAUCAAUGCACUACUUCAAACGCGGCUGAGAGCGAUUCGAAACUUCACAAUCGAUUGCAAGAAUAUUACACAGUGGCAAAGAUAUGCCCUUAUGUACCGCAAAGGCCAAGAAGCAGUGCUGACCAGCGUAUUAGCGAAAAUUGAUGAGGAAAAAUCUAGUGUGCUAAGGCGAAUGGCAGUAGUCAGCGAACCAGCCCCGGCUGCACCGUUUCUUGACAUAGUUAAUCCCGGAUAUUUCAUGCAUGAAACGAAACAAGCCGAAUCCAACACUGUUGUCAUGCUUGAUUCUGUUGUCAUCACGCUGAACCAUCUUUUACAACGAAACCCUCAGUUUAAGAUGGCGAUCGGCCAGCUGUUUGAAGAUAUCGAAGAAGAACGGGACGUUGUCAUGAUGUUAGCCUUGAUCCAGGAAAGAUCAAAAGGCGAGAAUAGCAAGUGGCAUACAUUCUUUAAUCGAACAGAGAAUAUUACCAAGCCAGACACCGAAGCUGUGGAGGACCUGCAAGAAUUGUAUGAUUCGCUCUUUCCUGCGUUUACCGACGCAUUUCCCGAUAUUUUUCGGGAUGCUAUUUUCUCUUUCGAUGCCCUGUUAUGGGCCGAAGACAUCUUGAACAACUAUUCUUUACAUAAUCCCAUGGUCAUUGUGCCAAUUUAAAUGCCGUCACACACCACUAGCAUAGCUAUAAACAUGUAAAUAAUAGCUGUAUUGUCACAGUGCAUAAAAAGUACUUGUAGUCGUUGCUGCAUUCUCAUAUGUAAAUUAUCAGCUAGUGUUACGCAAUAAUUUGACCGACACCGCCCGAGACAGGUCCAUCGGGGUUGUCUUUUUUUGGAUACACUCUGGUCUUCAAUGUUUGCUGCUUAACCCUAAACGCGCCCUCUACCACUAGAACCAUCAGGGCGUUCGUAUCACAUCCACUAUAUUUAAACGACUCUGAUAAUGCAUCUAUCAAGCUAAG